Molecule: messenger RNA, 477 nt
Organism: Mesocestoides corti
Lineage: Eukaryota; Metazoa; Platyhelminthes; Cestoda; Cyclophyllidea; Mesocestoididae
Source: the annotation of a GenBank genome assembly
AUGUCCAUGUCUUCGAAAUCUUCCCACGCUACCAGUUCGCUCGCAACACCGGAAACGCAAGAAGUAGCGAAGCGAAUAAUCGCGUCAUCUCUGCUUAAAUGGGAAUGGGCUGCAAAUUCAAGGACAGAGAUGGAUUUGAGGCGAAGGCUGCUGAUAGCCUUCACUGAGCGUCAUGCUCGGCGUAUUCGUGACAUUGCUGAGAUUGCAGUCACCACUGGAAUCGAUAGUAGAAAGGAAUUCAAUGCGUUUUACGAUCCCCUGUUUAAUUUCAAUGCAGACGACUUGGACGACGCUCAAGUCAGCGGGGUGGAAACCACGAAAAUGGAGUCACUAAGGCGAGCAAAUAUCUGCCUCAACAUCUACAGUGCAUUCUUCCAGUGUUUGAGCACAGACAACUGCAGUAUUCGCUCGGCGGCUUCACGUUUUUUAGCCGUCAACGUGAUUCGGCUGUCUGGCAUGCUGAAGUCGUUUCUUUAG